UGUCAACCUUAUCCUACAUCCAGUCAUACAUGUUGCGUCAGAAAGAUAUUCAUCCUUCGGCAGUAGUUCAUUACGAGUGCUAUAAUAAACUACAUCAAAAGGAAAAACCACGAGAUUAAUAAAUCGAUAUUGGUUGAUCUUACGAUACCUGUCGUUGAUAGCUAAAAAUCGGCACCAAUUUAUCUGUAAGAUAAAAUGAAGCUACUAUUACUACUAAACACUAUCUGAUCGACGUAAUUUUGCCUUCUUUCUUCUGUUCGCUGACGCCGUAUUUUGUUAUCACAGUGCAAAUAAGUUACAUUGAGACUCUAGUUGUGUCGAUUGCGUGAGUUACCUCCAACAUUCGCUUCCAUCAUCGCGAAAAUAACGAAAGAAAUAGAAGAAUAUUCUAGUGAAUAUGAACCGACAAUUUCUUCUACAAAGACGGAGAUAAAGACCGUGAAUUUUUGCUAGAUGUUAACUUCAAUUUCGUAUUCUGUCGUCGACCAUAAACAUGAGAAUCUGCUGCAAGUUGUUGUUCGUAAUUUUUCUGUGCUGCGUAUGGAGGGAAUGUAAUACUUUAGAAGGACAAAUUUUAAGAUCGUGCAUUUCAGCGAAGACUUGUGAAAAUUGUCUGCAAGCCGACCCUUCUUGUGCUUGGUGUAGUGAUUCGUCUUAUUCGAAUUCAACAAUUGGAAGGCCGCGAUGCAACUCACCGGAAAAAUUGAAGCAAUUCGGUUGCCUACCGCAGGAAAUUCGUACGAGUUCUGCAGGGACGAUAGAGUUUAUCAAGGACUUGAAUUUUCAGGAUAUGGAACCGGAACGAAUACCGAUACAAUUGCGGCCGCAACGAAUAAAAGUGAUGAUUCCACCUCAUUCCGAGAUAACAAUUCCCAUUCGUUAUCGGCUGGCCAAAAAUUAUCCAUUAGACUUGUAUUAUCUAAUGGACUUAACAUGGUCGAUGAGGGACGACAAGGAAACUUUGAUCAGAUUAGGGUGGAAUAUGAGUCAAACGUUUGGCAGCAUCACCAAUAACUUUCGUCUAGGCUUCGGUAGCUACGCUGACAAACCAGUAAUGCCAUAUAUCUUCCCAGGGCAUGAGGAGAAUCCUUGCAAGAGCGAGCACACUGAAUGCUCCCCUAUUUAUUCUUAUUGGCAUCACUUAAAGUUAACUGGUGACAUUCAGCGAUUCAUUACAGAAGUAAAUAAUAGCCAAGUUACUGGAAAUGUUGACAAUUUAGAAGGAGCGUUGGAUGGACUCGUGCAGGCGAUAGUUUGUACCAAUGAAAUUAAUUGGGCGCGUCAGGCACGAAAAAUUAUUUUAGUGGCCACCGAUGGACAUUUACAUACCGCUGGCGAUGGAAAGUUAGGUGGUGCUGUAAAGCGCCAGGACUUCAAAUGUCAUCUUAAUGAACGUGGACAAUACUAUCUAGCCGCACAAUUCGACUAUUCCUCGCUGGCAGAAUUUUCAAGACUAUUGCAGGAAUAUAAGAUCAAUGUAAUAUUCGCCGUGACGGAAGAGCGUCGUAGCGAAUACGAAGAGAUCGUCAAGUUGCUGAGAGAAAAGGCAACGAUCGCGACUUUGACCAGCGACAGCUCGAACAUUCUGGAUAUCAUUGAGAAUGCUUAUCAUCAGAUUACCUCGAAAUUGAUCUUACGCGACAAUUCUUCGAGUCCGCUGAUAAUGGAGUAUUUUUCUAACUGCGGCAAGGAAAACGUUUCGAAGUGGAACACUUUGGAAUGCGAUGACAUAAAGGAGGGACAGAUGUACGAUUUCAAGGUCGUACUAUCUUACAAAGAAUGUCCAAGGGAUAAAGACCUAUGGAAACAAAGGGUUGUGAUCGAGGAUGAACUGGCUUCUCAACUGUCAAAUAUAAUAAUCGAUGUUGAACUUCCGUGUGGUUGUAAUUGCAAAGAUACCGAAAGUUCUUAUUGUCAGCACGGAACGUAUGAAUGCGGUUUAUGCAAAUGCGACUCUGGUUGGUCCGGUGAAACAUGUGAUUGCGAUGAAAGUUCAUUGUCAAAUAACGUACAGCAGUGUAUCCGAGACAACUCAACGAAAAUUUGUUCCGAGAGAGGUGACUGUGUUUGCGGAAAGUGUUUCUGCGAUGAUGAAUACAAAGGAGAAUUUUGUGAAUGCUCUGCGUGUGACAAGAUGGAUGGAAUUGAAUGCUCAAAUAAGGGCACUUGCAAUUGUGGUGUUUGCCAAUGUAUAGAAGGAUGGGAAGGGAACGCUUGUCAGUGUCCAUCAACCAAUGAACUCUGUAUCGCACCAGGAAGUCAAGAAAUUUGCGCUGGUCACGGAUACUGCGACUGUGGAGAAUGUCGAUGUAACGUUACCGCAGCAGACGGCUUCUAUUAUCGAGGUACUUAUUGCGAAUCAACGAUAAGCACUGGUGGCAGUGGCCUGUGCGUUCUUUAUGAUCGUUGCGUUAACGCCACUGUCGAGGAUCCGAAAAAGGCAAACGAAUUUUGUCAAACGAAUACUAGCACUUACAACAUUGAAAGAGUGGAAUCCGUUGACAUAGAAAACGGACACUAUUGUGUCGUGAAAACAGUAAUGGGGAGAACGGCCUGUUCCAUACGUUAUGUAUACGAGUUUCAGAAAAAUAAUGUUGUCACCUUAAAGAUUGGUAACAAGCAAUGUCAGACUCCGGUAGACGUAGCAGUCAUCUCAUCUAUGAUCAUCAUCGGAAUUGUAUGCUUGGGACUCGCUUUUCUACUAAUUUGGAAGUGUUGGACAUCCAUAAAAGACAGGAGGGAAUAUGAGAAGUUCAUGAAGGAGCAACAGAAAACUGUGUUCAGUUUAAACCAAAAUCCUCUGUUUAAAUCGCCGAUAAGCCGAUACUCAGUUCCUUCGAUGUACAAAGAGGACUGAGAAAUCAAAUUUCUUCGAUUAAGUAGGUUAAUUCAAUUCGCUUUGAUCGAAAGAUUUGGAAGAACUACUGGUACUAUCAUCGGACAAUAUAUCGUUCCAGAAAUGGUUUCCAGCGGAAAACGUGAUGGACUGCAACAUAUGAAAUUUUUUCAUUCAAAUCCGAAUCUUUUAUAAUAAUUUUCGAAUUCGACAUUUGUUUUCAAUCUUUUAUGAUAGAGAAUCGAACAGUCAUAUGGAAAAAAUGAAAAAUGCAUUUUUGUCAACUUUUUGACGUUAUAUACUUACAGGUAAAUCAUUGUAAGGUAGUUAGAAGAGGAAUAAGUUCUUAAGCACAAAAAUAUAAGCUUCGUAAAAGUAGAUAAAUCUAUGAAAUUUUGUAAACAAUCAAAGAUAUAUCUACUAUUACGCCGAUCGAUAUUUUUGAUGAAACUAAUUUUUAAAUCGCUUAUCAUAUUUUCGGCCUAUGGUCUUCGAUUUAUAGAUAUGUUUGAUUUAAAGAAAUACUUUUUACAUCUACUGAUAUAUCUUCGACUAUCCACGCAAAUCCAAGAGGUUCUCUGUAAAUAAUAUUUGUAGAUGGUAUAUUAUUGUGCCAUAUAGCUUCAAUCGAGGACCCAUCGGGAAAUAUGUAUGUUCCUAGACCGACCAUCGUUCCGUUCGGAUCUAUUCUACCUCGAUACUGAGCGUCGUUAUUAUACCUUAAGUAAAUUGUAUGUGAUUUUAUUUAAUUAUAAAUUGUGAAAUAGACUUUAUUACUUAAUAUGAA
Messenger RNA from Bombus terrestris (buff-tailed bumblebee), 3623 nucleotides. Its product is annotated as integrin beta-nu. The coding region runs from base 494 to 2857 and encodes 787 amino acids. Gene Ontology annotation, molecular function: integrin binding. The transcript is spliced from 12 exons. Lineage: Eukaryota; Metazoa; Arthropoda; Insecta; Hymenoptera; Apidae. The record is from RefSeq and is a predicted model, not a curated record. Gene Ontology annotation, biological process: cell adhesion mediated by integrin; cell migration; integrin-mediated signaling pathway. Gene Ontology annotation, cellular component: focal adhesion; integrin complex; cell surface.